Messenger RNA from Zychaea mexicana, 1293 nucleotides. RefSeq names its product armadillo-type protein. Gene Ontology annotation, cellular component: GID complex. NCBI's taxonomy places the organism in Eukaryota, Fungi, Mucoromycota, Mucoromycetes, Mucorales, Lichtheimiaceae. Gene Ontology annotation, biological process: proteasome-mediated ubiquitin-dependent protein catabolic process. Gene Ontology annotation, molecular function: protein binding. The record is from RefSeq and is a predicted model, not a curated record. The transcript is spliced from 8 exons. Bases 1 to 1293 code for a protein of 430 amino acids.
AUGAUUGCGGAAUUUACGGCGGCAGUUAUUGCUAAAUGCUGCGAUACACAAGAACAACAGAUGCAGUUGGCUUCAGCUGGUGUAAUUCCACCUCUUGUCAACUUGUUGCAUUCGGGUCACGUCAAAGCACAGGAGGCGGCUCUGGAUGCGCUGGCAACGCUAUGUCGCGAAAACAGCGAGCUCGGCGAGAUUGUGAUUCACGCUAAACCGAUUGACUCAAAUCAACUGACGACUGCUACUAUGCUCGAAUUUGUACGCGACAAGUGUCCGAAUAUGCGUUUGAUUGCUGCUACCUGCUUGACAAACUUAUAUCGAACGGGCGUAUUUAUCGAGCCAUUUACUGAAAUUGUGCUGGUUGUACUACCGGCAUUAGUCAAGCUGUUGAAUGAUCCCUCGGGUGAUGUACAGGAAAGAGCUCCAUUGGUUCUAGCGGAUCUGGUAAAGGAUAGUGAGGAUAUGCAAAAGGCAGCAUACGAUGCAGACGCCAUUUCGCGCUUGGCAGAGCUGUUAGUCAGUGCGUCGUCAAAGGAAAACGAUGAUGAUUCGGAUGAGCGGAUUGGAGUACCGGGUGUUGGAAGCGUCGCUAAGCGCAGAGAAAAAAUUCGCGAGAAUUCUUUGAUUGCUAUUGCUGCAGCCACUCUGUUAAAAGAAGAAUGUCGAUCUCAGGCGAUCAAUUCCAAAGUAUUACCACACGUUGUAGCAGCACUUCAAAGUAAGUAUCCACAUGUCCGGCUAGCGGCAUGUCAAUGCGCGAAGUCGCUUUCACGUAGUGUGAGCAACUUGCGUACCAGUUUAGUGGAUGCUGGAGUAGCGGCACCUCUCUUGAAGUUAUUACGAGAUGAAUCUACUAUUGUCCAAGCUGCAGCCUGUGGUGCAUUGUGUAACCUUACACUCGACUUUUCACCCAUGAAGAAGAGUGUGAUCGAUGCAGGGGCCAUUGAUCGAUUCGUCGAAUACUCACGAUCAAAUGAUGCCAAGCUCCAGCUUAAUGGUGUAUGGGCACUUAACAGUCUACUUUACAAAGCCGAUCUGUCAGCGAAAAAGGCGGUGAUGAAAUCACUUACUUAUGAUGCAUUGAUCGAGCUGUUACACGAACCCAAUCCUGCUAUACAAGAACAAGCAUUAGAGAUUGUGAGGAAUUUGGUGUGUGGACAACAAGAGGAUAUCGAGGAUGUUAUCGAGGGUAUUGGCCGGGAUGAUCUAUUGGAUGUAUUGGAAAGCAAGCUUCAGGUCACAUCCAAUAUGGGACUCGAGGGUGAUGAUAGCACAACCAUGACAUCGGUUAGUACAUAA